GCACAAGACGAUGCUGUGCGGACACUAAGACACUCGUACGCCUUUCUCCGAACACCAUCUACGAAGUCGUUUCUAGAUUAUUUUUUUAAACACUCGAACAAAACACCAUGGCCGCCCGUACCGCCCAACACAACCUGGUCCAUUUGACAGCCGUGCUGUGUUGCACAAUAGCUACGACAAUGGCGUUGCCACCCUCUUAUCCGGGCGACCUCUACGAACACCACGCACCGGCCACGUCGUACGCCACGAUAUCCACCACCCACGUCAAAGUUCAACACCCACCGGCGGCGCCUGCCAAGUACGAAAGCCCCUACAAAUACGAAUACUUGACCAAGCCGCUGCAGCCCGAGUACAAGUACAUAUCACUGCCGGCGUCGGCGUAUUCCGGUAAGUUCGAAGAGACCAACGCGACGCCCAACUACAAAUACUUGGCCGCUUCGCCCACGUACAAGUACGUGCAACCGCCGGCGGUGAGCAGCGAACCGGAAGACGAAGAAGAAGACCAAGCGACGGCGCUGAAGUACGCGUACAAGUACGAGAACUUGUACAAAGAUCAAUUGCCAAAGGCCUACGAACAGCCGGCCGUCCAGUACAAGUACAUCGCAGUGCCAUCGUAUAAGUACGUGUCUGAGCCUAAGUACGACUACAGCAACGACGACAAACAACAGUACUGAUGAGAAGUUCGUGCAGCAAGUCCAAACCGGACCCUGAUAACACCGGCAAGCUCCCGUUAUCUUCCUGGGAUUGUAUAGAAAGCCAAUAGUUGAUUCCAAAGAGACAACAAGAACUUCCCAUUAUCUUAUCAACUUCUCGAUGCUGUUAGUGGAGGACUCGCCAACCAACUCACUUUUGCCACACCUCCUUGUCGCCACUCUUACAAUAUAUUAUCAAUACCUAUUAUUUAUGUUAGUUUUUGUUAGUUGUGUUAAGUUAGAGUUAGCUUUGCGUGUUAAUGUCACGUAUUUGCUUCUUUUUUUUUUAGUUUUCGAUUACCUAAAUAUUUUAUUAUUAUUAUUAUUAUAAAUAUAGUUUUAUAAUGCUCUUGUUAA
Adelges cooleyi (spruce gall adelgid) is the source of this 1049-nucleotide messenger RNA. RefSeq lists its product as uncharacterized. Lineage: Eukaryota; Metazoa; Arthropoda; Insecta; Hemiptera; Adelgidae. The coding region runs from base 108 to 674 and encodes 188 amino acids. The transcript has 3 exons. The record is from RefSeq and is a predicted model, not a curated record.